Molecule: messenger RNA, 772 nt
Organism: Bursaphelenchus xylophilus (pine wood nematode)
Lineage: Eukaryota; Metazoa; Nematoda; Chromadorea; Rhabditida; Aphelenchoididae
Source: the annotation of a GenBank genome assembly
AUGGGAGGUGUCUUUUCGAAAAAAGAGAAGAGUAAUGUCUCGGAUAUACAGAGGAACAUCUUGGUAGGUCGUCAAAUUGUUUUCAGAUAAUGAUUUUUCUUUUCAGCAGUUGAAAUUAGGUAGAGAUCAAUGCAAAAGGCGGAUAAAAGCCUUCAACAACCAGCUAGAUCAACAUAAAGAGAUGGCCAAAGAGCUGUUGAAGAAUGGGCGAAAAGAGUAAGGUCUUUACUAUUUGUCUUUUCGGUUUUUAGACAAAUUUUGGACCUUAUCCAUGAUCAAAUUUAAACUUCUCUAUUUUCAGUCGAGCACUCUUGAUGUUGAAGAGAAAACGUUUUGUGGAGACUCAGAUGGCCCGAGUAGAAGCCCAACUGGACAAAUUGGAGCAAGUGAUAGCCGAUGUUGAGCACGCACAGAUGAAUAACAUGAUCCUUGCGAGUCUGGAGAAGGGCCGAGAUGCUCUGACUGAAAUUAAUAAGGUAAAUUUACCCUCUCCUUCAUUUUGCUUGUUCUUUAGGCAUAUCCGAUCGAGCUUGCACAAAAGAUUCUUGAAGAUUCGGAGGAGGCAGCGGAAUAUCAGCAAGAAAUCACUGAAAUGUUAUCAGGUCAACUAAACGAAAUUGAUCUGGAGGAUGUGGAGAAAGAAUUUGAUGAACUAAUUCAUGUUGAACUACCCGACGUACCCGAGACAGAGUUCGAGGAAGCCAAAGAGAAAGCUGGAAUCAAGAAAAAGACGGCCGAAAAGCGAGAAAGAGUUGCUUUGGAGGCUUCAUGA